Spea bombifrons (plains spadefoot toad) is the source of this 987-nucleotide messenger RNA. It is a transcript of the gene OTUB1, whose product is annotated as OTU deubiquitinase, ubiquitin aldehyde binding 1. Lineage: Eukaryota; Metazoa; Chordata; Amphibia; Anura; Pelobatidae. The record is from RefSeq and is a predicted model, not a curated record. Gene Ontology annotation, cellular component: nucleus. Bases 35 to 841 code for a protein of 268 amino acids. Gene Ontology annotation, molecular function: ubiquitin binding; cysteine-type deubiquitinase activity. Gene Ontology annotation, biological process: negative regulation of double-strand break repair; protein K48-linked deubiquitination. The transcript has 7 exons.
AAGUGAUCGCUAACGGUGUUGGUCAGGAGGAAAUAUGGCGUCGGAGGACUCUGAUAGACAACAGCAAAGUGAUUGUGAUGGGGUAAACUGUCUCACUUAUGACGAAGCAAUUAUUGCUCAGCAGGACCGCAUUCAGCAAGAAAUUGCUGGUCAGACUCCAUUGCUUUCUGAACGACUGGACUUGUCGGUUUUGUACCAGGAAUAUGCCCCUGAUGACCAAGUUUACCAAGAGAAGAUUAAGGAUUUGCACAAAAGAUACACAUACAUACGCCGAACGCGACCAGAUGGUAACUGCUUCUAUCGAGCGUUUGGCUUUUCAUAUCUAGAAGCUCUUCUGGGUGGAGGUUCAGAGCUUGAAAGGUUUAAAGACGUUUCUUUGCACAGUAAAGAUGAUCUUAUUAAACAAGGCUUCACGGAAUUUACUAUUGAAGAUUUCCAUAACACGUUCAUGGAUCUAAUUGCUCUUGUGGACAAGCGGCCUCCAGUCUCAGAGCUCUUAGCUGCAUUCAAUGAACAGACUGUGUCAGAUUAUGUGGUGGUCUACCUGCGACUCCUGACAUCUGGACACCUGCAGAGAGACGGUGUCUUCUACCAGCAUUUCAUAGAGGGAGGAAGGAGUGUCAAGGAAUUUUGUCAACAGGAAGUAGAACCCAUGUGUAAAGAAAGUGACCACAUCCACAUCAUUGCUUUGUCCCAGGCCUUGAACGUGUCUAUUCAGGUUGAAUAUAUGGACAGGGGGGAGGGCGGAAGCACAGUCACGCAUGUAUUUCCUGAAGGCUCUGACCCUCCACAGGUCUUCCUGCUCUACCGGCCUGGACACUAUGACAUUCUCUACAAAUGACCUGCUCCACGCUGCUCUUCUUGCCCUCCGUCUGAGUAUUCCCACAGCUCACACCAUGUCUUCUAGUGCUUUCACAUAUCUUUACAUUCCCUCCCUUGUCUAUGUUUUAUCUAAAAUGGAGCAAAAUAAAUAAUAAAACACUACAA